ACAAGGACGACCUCCUUUCAGGAGAAAGGGAAAGUACCUUGCGAAAAGGUUCUAUCGAUCGAGGCCAAUUGCGCGUUCACGCGAAAUAGGGCCCCUGUACUUUCCUAGAAGCUAGCUAGCUACGUGCUUUUAGCAAGACAGUGUAAUGGACGUCAUGCUUCAUAUGAAGAUGUUAGACAUUUUAAGUGUGUUUUGCACAAUUUGUUUGGUCACCAAUUUUUCCACUGCAGCCCAAGACGGUUCUAAUGGGAAAAAGGACCAAGAGUGUCACAACUACGCUGGAGGACACGUCUACCCUGGAGAGGCUUUCCGUGUGCCCGUCUCUGACCAUUCCCUGCACCUCAGCAAGGCGAAAAUUUCAAAGCCGGCACCUUAUUUUGAGGGAUCAGCUGUGAUCGAUGGAGAGUUUAAGGAGCUCAAGCUGUCUGACUACAAAGGGAAAUACCUAGUCUUCUUCUUCUACCCCCUGGACUUCACGUUUGUCUGCCCGACUGAGAUUAUUGCAUUCAGUGAUCGUGUGCACGAGUUCCAUGCCAUCAAUGCUGAGGUUGUUGCCUGCUCUGUUGACUCACAAUUCACCCAUCUGGCAUGGAUCAACACACCUAGGAAGCAGGGUGGACUUGGGCCAAUGAAAGUCCCUCUGCUGUCUGACCUCACACACCAGAUUUCCAAGGACUAUGGAGUCUUCCUGGAGGAUGCAGGACACACACUCCGGGGCCUGUUCAUCAUCGAUGACAAGGGAGUCCUGAGGCAGAUUACCAUGAAUGACCUCCCGGUAGGGCGCUCUGUAGAUGAGACCCUGCGGCUGGUCCAGGCCUUCCAGUACACUGACAAACACGGUGAAGUGUGCCCAGCAGGAUGGAAGCCAGGCAGUGACACGAUAAUCCCAGACCCAUCGGGCAAACUCAAGUACUUUGACAAGCUGAACUGACCCUCCCUUGCUCUCUAAACACUUUGGUUGAAGCUCAGAAUAAAAACAGAGUUUUGAUAAUCUGGUGUCUGUUUUGUUUUAGCAAUGUACAGGCAUAUUUGACAUAAUUAAAUCUCAUCUAGUGAUCUCUGCGUAAACUGGUUACCUUUGAGAUGAGAAACAGGCCACAAACUACAACAACCAAAUAAUGCCUUUUGGAACUGAGUCACCCUUUCCUAAUGGGAGACAUUAGAUGGCGCUGUUGAUGAAAUUAGUGAAAUGCAUGUAUUCAAUGUUUCUCCUAUGAUUUUUUUUUUUUUCAGCAGGGUUGGCAAAGUUAGUGUAGUGGGCGUGGCCACUUUCCUUUUUUUUUUUUUUUAAGGCACUCUUGGCCGCAGACACAAUGUUGCUGUUUUAAAACUAAUUUCUUGCAAUUCUACACAUUUUGCAUUGGUUUAUGGUGUGUUCCUAUGCUAUAGUGGUGCCCCAAGUCAUGACAUUUUGGGAAUUUUAGAUUCUCCCUGACUUUUAUUUUGGUGAUUGUUAGUUCUCAAA
Messenger RNA from Oncorhynchus mykiss (rainbow trout), 1465 nucleotides. RefSeq names its product peroxiredoxin-4. The record is from RefSeq and is a predicted model, not a curated record. Gene Ontology annotation, molecular function: thioredoxin peroxidase activity. Gene Ontology annotation, cellular component: cytosol; endoplasmic reticulum. Gene Ontology annotation, biological process: cellular response to stress; cell redox homeostasis; hydrogen peroxide catabolic process. Lineage: Eukaryota; Metazoa; Chordata; Actinopteri; Salmoniformes; Salmonidae.